UCCCUUGCACAACUCCUACUAGCAGAAUAUUUGUACAUUUCGUACAUUUCUUUAUUCGCUUUUGCAAUGUUUGGCAGAGUAUGGAAGUUUAUCAAACGUCACAAAAAGAAGCUUAUUUUCACAGGAGUUCUUCUUUACGGCGGACAUCACCUGUACCGCUAUGUUUCCAAUCAACUAAAGGAGUUCCAGGAAAAGGAGACUGCUGAUUGCUUAGAGCAAGCACGGAGACAGCAUCACUUUGACAGUAAUCAGAGGACUUGCAAUAUGACAGUUCUAUCAAUGCUUCCAACAUUAAGAGAGAAGUUAGUGGCUCUGCUCAAUACAGAGAGGAUCACAGAACUCUUGAAAUCAAAUCCACAAAAUAAACUUGAACAUUGGGAAGAUUUGAAGCUGUUAAGUAUAACACGUGUGAUAUGUACUGUGUAUGCUUGUUGCCUCAUGUGUUUGCUGCUGCGGGUUCAACUCAAUAUCAUCGGAGGCUACAUGUACGCUGACAAUGUCCGGCAACACAAGAACAUGGUACAGUAUCCAUCUCACAUGAAAUCCAACACCAUGCUUCCCGUGACCCCGACUGAAGUGCAGGAGAGAUAUCUGGGAUUAGUGAGAGAGUUCUUUGAUAAAGGUUUAGAAAGUUUAGUCCUAAAGGUUAAAGAAGCUGUGUUCAAGGAAACCAAAAGUAUGUCAUUAAAAGAAAAGUUAUCACUUGGUAACCUGGAGACUAUGCUGAAGGACAUUAGAGGGCGCGUGGAGAAUGGCCAUGAGCGGGAACACCACUUACCGGCCACCGCAACCCUCACUGACCUUCUCAUAUGCUGGAACACAGACAUUCAGACAUCAAAUAUAGAAGACGAAACUUACAGUAAACUUCUACAAGAAACCAAAGAUAUAUUGGAAAGUGGUGAUUUUCAUGUAGUGUUGGGUUCUGCAUUAGAUCGAGGAUUUUCCAAGCUGCAAGACUACUUUGCUGAGCACUACAAGCCUUUACAGAAAACAGAGUCCACAAUACUACAUUUGCAUGAAGUGUCGGUACCUGUGGCGAAACUUAUACCAUACAUUAACAGCCUUCUGUUCAAGCUAGGCAGUGAUGCUCCAAACCCACUAGUGCAGGAACUUUUGUUACUUGAGCAGACAAAGACCCUGGCUGCCAACAUCUAUGAAGCGUUCAGCCAGAUCGAGGAUACAGAAGACCCGCAGUUCGCUCCUUGAACAUGUCAACAUCAUAUAUGAUGAUUACCAGUGUAAUAUAAAAACUGUGCCCGUGAGGCUGAUAAACGGUGGUUGUAAUCCAUACAUACAAUAGUGAUAAGGAUUGCAUUAUUUUAGGGUUUUAGCUAAAGAGUUAUGGAAGGUUGAUGCACCCUUUAUGGACUAAAUAUUAGUCUCAAAAAUAUGUGAUUAGAAUUAUAAAUACAUACUGCUUUAUAUACGGUAUUUGAUGGUUUAAACCUAAAAUUCCUUCAAUUUUUAACAUGCUUGGUGAAGUUCAUAAAAGUGUUCACAGCCCAUUACGUUUUACCCUUUUCUUCCUUGACACCCUGUCCUUUAAAAACCUAGCUAACAUUCUAAUUAUUUUGACUUUUAAAGGAUUUUGUAUCAAAUAUGAGAAAAAUAUUUGUAGUUACUGACUGACUGAAACAUGUUCUUCAUGACUUAGAACUUUAAUAAAUUAUUAAAAUUGAA
This is a messenger RNA of Mya arenaria, 1680 nucleotides long. RefSeq names its product peroxisomal biogenesis factor 3-like. Gene Ontology annotation, molecular function: protein-macromolecule adaptor activity. Lineage: Eukaryota; Metazoa; Mollusca; Bivalvia; Myida; Myidae. The transcript has 13 exons. Gene Ontology annotation, biological process: protein import into peroxisome membrane. The record is from RefSeq and is a predicted model, not a curated record. Gene Ontology annotation, cellular component: peroxisomal membrane. Bases 67 to 1206 code for a protein of 379 amino acids.